UCUUCAAAAUGCUCCGCCCCCGUCGUUAGUCCCUCCCUCGAAGCUCCGCCCAUUACGAACACAGCCACGGAGCUCCUCCCUUUCAGCGCUCUCGUGGGCCCCGCCCAUAAGACAAUUUACCUCUAAACUCCACCCUUCAGGACCCCACAACAUCUCUUCCCAAGACCCUCUCUUUCUUUGGGCCUGCCUAGGAGGCCCAUCCACUGCGGAGCCGCCCCUUCCAUGACGCAAGCGCUUGUACGCGCCCUCGGCGUCCUCACCGACUCUCCUUCCCAAGGCCCUCCGUCCCCGCCCCCUUGCGAAUGCUCCCAUCUCGCCCCACCUCUUUUCGAACUCUACCAGGUACUCAGCUCCUCCCAUUUAGAACCCAAAGCAAAGACCCUCACCUCUUUAGAACCCUGAGACCCGGCCAUGUCCCGGACCUUUCACCACAUCCCCAGGGAUCAAUGGCGCGAAUAGGUGGGAAAGUGGGGGAUCUUUUCUGGAUCCUGAGAAAAUGGGGGCUGGGGGGCUGUUCUCUGUAGGUAGUGACGGGCUCUAGGACCCAGCGGGCAAGUACGCCCGCCUCGCGCUUACCCCUCCCCCAAGCCGCCCCCUCCCCCUCACCCAUCUUCCAGGUUCCCCCUCCCUCCCCCGUCGCCCCGGCUCCCGGUGCCCGUCUCUAGCGCCGCUGGAGCCAGCGAGGGAGCCGGAGCGAACAGGAGGAGGAGGAGGAGGCCAAGUCGCCGCCGCUCGGAGCCCGGCCGGAGCCUCCCAGGCAGGUACAUGGUUCAGGUCCGAGCCGUGGUGAUGGCCCGAGAUGACUCCAGUGGGGGCUGGCUGCCUGUGGGGGGCGGGGGCCUCAGCCAGACCACCUUGGAGUGUACCCUGAGGCCAGGCUUGGUUUACAACAAAGUGAACCCCAUCUUCCAUCACUGGAGCCUGGGUGACUGCAAGUUUGGACUGACGUUCCAGAGUCCCGCGGAGGCUGAUGAGUUCCAGAAGAGCCUGCUGGCCGCACUGGCUGCGCUGGGUCGAGGACACCGCAGAGACCCCCUGCCCUCUGACGAGAAGGAAACUGAGGCUCAAAGAGAUGAGCUCACUUGCCGGAGGUCACACAACCAGUCAGUGGCAGAGCUGGGGCUUGCACGGAGGCCUGUCUGGCCGCAGAGCUCUCGCUUGCCAUGGGAGGGGGUCUAUGUGAGGGCAUCAGCUGUGCCGGGGUCCGGCUCUGAGGCCGCCACUCUCCCCCAGUCCCAUGUGGACAGUGAGUCCUCCUCCAGUCACAGCCGCCAGGAGACGCCUCCCACCGCCGCGGCGGCCACUAUCAUCACGGUGGAGUCAGCUUCUGGCUUCGGGCCAGCUACAUCCCCCCAGCGCCGCCACUCCUCCACUCAGAGCUACCCUCCGCUCCUACCGUUCACGGGGAUUCCGGAGCCCUCAGAGCCCCUGACUGGGGCAGGGGGCCCGGGAUGGGGUGGCCGUGGCUAUGAGGAUUACCGGCGCGCCGGGCCGCCCGCGCCCCUCACCCUGUCCACCUGCGUCGUGCGCUUUGCCAAGACCGGCGCGUUGAGGGGCACAGCCCUGGGGCCCCCUGCCACACUACCCGCCCCUCUCGCCGAGGCUGCGCCUCCAGCGCCCCCCGCUCGCCCACCCCCGGGCCCCGGCCCUGCCCCUGCGCCUGCCAAGGCUUCCCCCGAGGCGGAGGAGGCGGCGCGCUGCGUGCACUGCCGGGCGCUCUUCCGCCGCCGCGCGGAUGGGCGCGGCGGUCGCUGCGCGGAAGCCCCGGACCCGGGUCGCCUGCUGGUGCGCCGGCUCAGUUGCCUGUGGUGCGCUGAGAGCUUGCUCUACCACUGCCUGUCGGACGCGGAGGGUGACUUCUCGGACCCGUGCGCCUGCGAGCCAGGCCACCCGCGUCCCGCGGCGCGCUGGGCCGCGCUGGCCGCGCUCUCCCUGGCUGUGCCCUGCCUCUGCUGCUAUGCGCCCCUGCGCGCCUGCCACUGGGUCGCGGCGCGAUGCGGCUGCGCAGGCUGCGGGGGUCGCCACGAGGAGGCGGCGCGGUGAGAAUGGCCUGGUGGGUCCGGUAGCUGCACCAAGGACCCCAAAAUGAGGGUCCAGGACCCUGGACUCCGUUCGGACCCCCAAACCCAAACCUAGGCACACCCGGAACUUGGAGCUUGAGUUUGGAUUGAGAGACCCCAGACCUGGAACCUGGACCCCAAACUUAGGACUGAGAGACCCCAGACCCAGCUUCACUGGGAUGUCUGUCCGAGAGGUCCCAGGCACCCUGAGUUCUGGCACCCCCAUCCUGCCACCAACCUCCUCCCUGACUUAGACUGGGGAGACUCCAGGCAUCCCCAAACCCUUCACCUCAGUCAGGCUGGGGAGCACAUGUAUCCCUAAGAGAUGCAGGGCCCUGAACCCCGACCCCAUGAUGCCUGACACAUGAGCCCUCAGAUUACAGUGAGUCAGGACCUGUUGAUAACCUGACCCUGCCUGCAUACAAUUAACUCCCGGAUCUUGAGACCAUAGAACCCAGAUGCACCCCAAAUGGUCCCUGAAUGCUCACCUAAAACUUGGGGCACCCAUAUCUGAGAUAGUCUUGUAGCCCCCUAGCAUCCUAGAGGCACCAAAACCCCUCUCAAGAUGCCCUGAGUCCAUAGGUGUGCCCAGACACAUGCUCUCUGCCCAAAAUGACUUGCAAGACUCAUCUCUGAGCCUCCCAGUGUUUUCCCCACCAAGAUCUAGAUGUCAGAUCCAGGAUGCUCUGGGAACCAAGGAUCAAAGACCUCUGUAGACCCACUCAUCCCAAGCCAGUGUUCCCAGAGCUUUGGAUCUCAUACAUAGGACUCUGAGGUGCCUAAUGCUCCCAGAUGUAGUACUGAAGGUCCCCAACCCCUUAGGGCCCAAGGCACUGGUCUCAAGUCCUCAGAUAACCCUUUUUCAAAACCUCUUAGAUUUGGAUUUCAAGCCCCAGAAUGGCCUGGAAUCUUUGGCUGCUUUGUACCCACAGAUCCCCAAUCCCCUCAAGGCUGGAAGCUCAUCUCCCAGAUGAUGGGAUGUUCAUGGCCACACAGGCCUCUCACCCCUUGGCCCCCAGCUCCUGAAUGACCCCAAGGUGCUUUGGGAGCACUGGUCCCAAGACUCCAAGGUGCCAUUGGUCCCCCAAAUUCAGGGCUUAAGCCUCCACAACAUUGAUAUUGUCCCUAACUCAAGACCUUGGCCCAUCCACAUGAGACAACUGAGGUGCUUCAGGACCGUAGCACCUUCAGAUCCCCGAUUUCUGUGGACUCAGACCUCUUCAGUCUGAUAUUCCCUGAUACCUGCUGCCCUUGAAUCCUGCUGACCAUAAGCCCCUGAAACCCCAAGGUCCCAGACCUCCGAAUUUGAACUUUAAGGGCCCCAUCCCAAGCCUCCAGCAUCUCACAGAACUACUCCUUUACUAUGGUAAAACAAAAACAAAAACAAAAAAAACCCCAUCAUCUUGAGCUCAUGUUUCUGGGUUCCAGGAGCAUCCCAGAACUCCACAUCCAUCUCUAGGACCCAGCAUUGUCAUAGAUGAUGGUGCAAACUGUUUGCUAAGCAAAGACACACAAGUCAAGAUGGGGGUGGCUGGAAUUCACACCACACUCUGCUGGCUGUACUGUGCACAUAGUGGACACACACAUAAACACACACACACUCAGUCACUCCCUUUGCACUCUGCCCCAAGCCCAAACUUAAGCCCCAGCCCUAGUCCAAGCUUUUUAUGUUCUGCCCUGUUAACCCCUUCCCUUCCAUCUCAGAGUUGGGGGUAGCUUUGUGAAGCUUGAAAGCCAGUUUCAUGGCCCUCUGUGAUGCCACAGUCUCUUUUCCCUGAGUGGAAUGGGACUUUCAGGGUAUCUCAGAUAUGAUGGCCUGAAGCAGAGGAUCAAGGUCUUGGAGCAAGACAAUUUCAAUGCUGUAUGGGCUUGGGACCUGCAGGUGGUCCCAAGAAUCUGGAAAUGUGCAUUUACCUUUCUUCAUUACCCAGACUUGGAUGGCCUUGUAGGGGUUUCAAGGGAUAGGUCAAGGGGGUCAGAGGGUUAGAUCCUUCUGUCACUUCCUUUAAAUUAUUAACUAUUUAUUACAUCCGGAACCUGUGAGAUUCCGCUCUCCCAACCAGACCCUGGGAUGGGUGAGAGAAAAGGGGGAUGUCCCUCCCAUCCCCACUCUGCCCAGCUCUCGUCACCUUCAGACCCACCAGAGCUGAGGGCAGAGGGACCGGGGGCUGGGGCGGCCUGGGUCCCCAUCCCCUUCUCUGUGCCUCGGUCUCCUCCCUUCCGUGGUGGGCGGGGGGAAGCUCCAUUCUUAACCUACCUCGUUUUGGGGAGGGGUGGGACGGGGACCAGAGUGCUGUAAGGUGCUGUGGGAUCUGCGGAUGAAGUGCUGGGAGCUGGGGAAAGUUCCCCCAGCUCCCACCUCCCAGCACCGCCUCUCCCAGGUCUCCCAGUCCUGCUCCCUGCUGAUACCCACCUCUGAUCCAUGAUUACUCUUCAUCACCCCCAAAUCAGGGGUGCAUGGAGGGCUGACCCUGGGAGCCAGGAAGACCUCAGACCCUGGAGCCCCCAGGCCCAAUUUCCCAGCUGCUUGCCCCUCAGAUUGGAUGCUUGGCCCCCAGAUUUGGGGGAGGCACCCCGACACUUAUCUUCCUGAUCUUGAUUCCAAGCCAGUCUGUGACCUCAAUAUUGUUACCAUCAGUGCAGGCUGCCGUGGCGGGGGAGGAUGGGAGCCAAAGACCCAGCCUUGUCAUUGGGGAGGGGGCAUGAGAUAUUCGCUCCAAGAAAUGUCUGUGACAAAGUCUCA
Mustela lutreola (European mink) is the source of this 4803-nucleotide messenger RNA. RefSeq names its product sprouty related EVH1 domain containing 3 (gene SPRED3). The transcript is spliced from 6 exons. Gene Ontology annotation, biological process: negative regulation of MAPK cascade; multicellular organism development. Gene Ontology annotation, molecular function: protein kinase binding. NCBI's taxonomy places the organism in Eukaryota, Metazoa, Chordata, Mammalia, Carnivora, Mustelidae. The record is from RefSeq and is a predicted model, not a curated record. Bases 766 to 2043 code for a protein of 425 amino acids. Gene Ontology annotation, cellular component: membrane.